Molecule: messenger RNA, 1773 nt
Organism: Belonocnema kinseyi
Lineage: Eukaryota; Metazoa; Arthropoda; Insecta; Hymenoptera; Cynipidae
Product: zinc finger protein 624-like
Exons: 4
Coding region: 222-764 (180 amino acids)
Cellular component (GO): nucleus
Source: RefSeq, a predicted model, not a curated record
GUGUAUCACUAGAGAGUCUAAGAAAUCAACAAGACCAUAUAGUGAGCCAUCUUCUUGUACAACUACUGAUAUUUUUGUUUCUAAUGUCAAUACUUUAAUUCAAUACGACAUUGAUGAAACUUUGGAAAUCAAGGACGAAGUCAUCUUGGAUCAAAAGACAGUUAUAAGGAAAAAUCCUAAUUCGAAAAAUGUUAACAAAUCAAUGCUGAACCCCAAGAAGAAUGAAAUUCAUGAAUCAAAACAGAAAGCAGAAAAAGGAUACAAAUGUGAGAAAUGUACAGAUCAAGAGUGAGUCGAAGAAAUCAACAGAAAUGCCAUAUGGUUGGACAUAUUCUUGUACAACUACUGAUAUUUUUUUUGACAGUUCUAAUACUUUAAUUAAAUAUGAAAUUGAUGACACUUUGGAAAUCAAGCAAGAAAUUAUCCCAGAUCAAGAGACUGUUAGUGGGUUGAAGCGUAAUUCAGAAUAUGGUUCAACAUUGUCUGCAGUAGAUAUCAGAGAAGUUGAUAUUUCGGCUGUUAACAAAAUACUGCUGACCCCCAACAAGAACGAAGUUCAAAAAUCAAAACAAAAAGCAGAAAGAAAAUACAAAUGUGACAAAUGUACGCGAAGCUACACGCAAAAAAAGUAUUUAAAUAGUCAUCAAAGAUUUGAAUGUGGCGUCAUGCCACAGUUUAGAUGUAUGCUCUGCGGCAAACGAUUUAAAUUGAAAAGCCACGUGACUCGUCAUGUGAGGGGUGUACAUUUUAAAACACCUCGCUGAAAUCUUAAAUAAAAUAUUAUAGUAGAAAAAAUGCACUCGAAGUUAAAUUCUUAAGUGACAUACUUGCGUUAUUUGCGUUUACAUAAUUAAACGCAAAACUUACUUGUUAAGACAUAUCGUAUUGCUUCAAAACAUCUCAGUUUGUAAUAAUUAUUCUGUAAGGGAAACUUCAGUGCUUAAAAAAUUACUCAUACUAUUUUUUGCAUUGAAUAAAUGCUUGUAAAUUGUAUACCUUAAGUUAAUUUUUCGUAAAAUCACUAGAUAAUACUAAAGUUUACCUGAAACAGUAAAUGUGCUCUCCACUGACAUCGACAUGAAUAAAUUUUCUUACACAUAGAAUUUGUUAUUAAGGGAAAGUAUACUAGAGAAGGCCAUAAAAUAUUUCUAGAUUUUUUAUAUAAUAUAUAGUAAAUUAUUGAGAAAACCAAUUUACGCUGUGAUAAUACUUAACUAUCCAUGUAACUAUUUUUGCCAAAAAACGUCAAUAGAAUCUAUUACUUAGUUCAUUUUAAUGAUUUGAAGAAAAAAUCUCGAAGAUUGGUUCCUAACCUCUCUCGAAUUCCAUAUAUUUAAUCGCUUUUCCAAACAAACAAAAAUUAGAGACUAAAGCACACUCAUUCAUUUAUAAUGAAAAAAUAUCACAUAUUGACUUCCAAAUAAACCAAUUUUAUUAAUCAAUAGUACAAUUAAUUGUACAGAAUUUUAAUAUGAAAGUCAUGUAAUUUUUUGUGAUGCUCAAAUUAGUUAAUCUCAUCUCUCACAUUUAUUCCUUAUAUCUUGAUCAAAUUUAUUCCAGUUAUGUUGAGUAUUGUGCUAAAAUAUUGUAGAUGAAGUUUAAGGAACAAUGUUUUUUGCAUAUUAUAACAAAUUCAAAUGCUUUUCUUUCAAAUGUGACCUACUCUUGCAUAAUUCCCCUAAACAUUCUGUUUAUUUGAAAAAAUAUAUUAAAGCGCAUAGAUUGUUUAACAUUUACUUUGUAAUUUAGGAAAGAAAACUGAACUCCUUUCCG